UUGUCAAAGUUUGUCUUUUAAAACUAAAUUUUUUAAAUUAAUUUUUUUAAUUAAAUUUGAUUUUGUAUUUAACUAUGCUUUUAUUGUCAAUAAACUGCAAAUUAAAGAUUUAAUUCAGUUAAUUUUGGUUAGAUUUGGAAUCAACAAAACGACCCAGCAAGCAAGGAAGAAAAAGUUACUAAAACAAACAAAAAAUCUAGAGAUACUCCAAAAAAAGGUUACAAAAAGUUAAAGAAGGAUGAUUCUCAACGAUAACAAGGCAGGCAUGGAAGGCUUAGAUAAGGAAUCGAUAAAUAAAAUUAUUGUAGAUGCUUCCAAGGGCUCCUUAUACUACGAGAACGAGCAGAGAAAAGAAAGCAUAUUGAAAGUUAAAAUUGAAAAUCAGAGAAAACUGUUGGCCCAAAUCACAGAGGAGCAGAAAAAAAUUGGCCUAAAAAUAGCAGACGAGUUAAUAUCAAAGUUAGAAUCAGCGAGAGGUUUGGGCAGGUCAAUAGUUCACUUUGACAUGGAUGCUUUCUAUGCUGCUGUUGAGAUUCUCUCUAAACCACAUCUCACCCAUGUGCCCAUGGCAGUUGGCAGCAAUCAUAUGCUGUCCACAUCGAACUACGCGGCCCGCAAAUUUGGGGUGAGGGCUGGCAUGCCCGGGUUCAUUGGCAAAAAACUCUGCCCCAAUCUCACCAUCGUGCCCCUCAAUUACCCGGAGUAUGAACGCUACAGCCGUAUCAUGCACGGUGUCCUAUCACAGUAUGACUCUAAAUUUUGCAGCGUAGGAUUGGACGAGGCCUAUAUGGAUAUUACGGAAUUAGUGAAUGAGAGAAUGAUGAAAGUGAGAGGAGAGAUGGUGAUGAGGAAGAAGAUGACGAUGAUGACGAAAGAUGCUUCUGCUGCUGAUGAUGAUGAUAAAUUCGAUGAUGAUGAUGAUGAAGAAGAAGACAAAUAUGAUGAUAAAGAUGAUGAUGAUGAAUAUAAAACAAAGAUUAUAUUUUCAUCAGUAGCUGCCGAUGAAAGCCAACGAAUUUUCCAAAGAUCCCGAAUAGCAGAAGUCUUAGUUAGCGAAAUCCGUCAGAAAAUAUUCGAGGCAACGGGUUUGACAUCUAGUGCAGGCAUUGCUUGUAAUGCUAUGCUGGCUAAAGUAUGCUCCGAUAUGAACAAACCAAACGGCCAGUUUGUCGUGCAUUCAACUAAGACAGAUGUUAUGAAUUUCAUUCGAGAUUUGCCUAUUAGAAAGAUUAGUGGUAUUGGCAAAGUGACAGAACAGAUGUUAAAAUCGUUAGGAAUUGAAAAGUGCAGCCAGCUGAUCGAGAAAAGAUCGAUAUUGCAAUGUUUGUACAGCAAAUGUACCUUUGGGUACCUCAUUAGAGUUGGAUUGGGUAUUGGGUAUGAUCUCUGUGAUAGAGUUGACUGUGAUAGAAAAUCACUCAGUGUUGAAAGAACCUUUGAAGAUACAGAUGAUAUUGCUGUAGCUAGCAAUAUCUGUAAAAAUUUAUGCCAAAUGUUGGCUGAUGACCUGAAUGAGAAAAAGUUAUCUGCUAAAACGAUCACUCUGAAGAUAAAGACGAUGAAAUUUGAGGUAAAAACUCGCGCCAAAACUCUGCAGACAUACACUAAUCAGUUUUGCACCAUCUAUCUGUGCGCAAUGUCGUUACUGAAGGAUGAAUUAGGAGUUUGUGUCAGUCAGUCAUUGAAAAUUAGGCUUAUGGGUCCGAAUGUUUUUUGA
This is a messenger RNA of Helobdella robusta, 1717 nucleotides long. RefSeq lists its product as hypothetical. The coding region runs from base 239 to 1717 and encodes 492 amino acids. Gene Ontology annotation, molecular function: DNA-directed DNA polymerase activity; damaged DNA binding. The transcript is spliced from 12 exons. Lineage: Eukaryota; Metazoa; Annelida; Clitellata; Rhynchobdellida; Glossiphoniidae. The record is from RefSeq and is a predicted model, not a curated record. Gene Ontology annotation, cellular component: nucleus. Gene Ontology annotation, biological process: error-prone translesion synthesis.